UCAACAACAUGGCGGAGCGAGGGCAGCUCACCCUCUUCGCCCUCGCGGCUGUUUUCGGGAUUCUGCUCAUCAGGGACUUCGUUCCUGUUGACGGAUCCUCCAAGGAUGUGAACAAGAUGAAGUUCAAUAACCUGAUGGGUCCUACGCUCAGGUUCCUGUACUGCUACUCGUGAGGGUACAGGAAGGUGUUUGAGCAGUACGCUAACAUCCUGCGCGAGAAGUAUCCUGACAUCUCUAUCCUCGGGGAUAACUAUCCCCCGCCAGAUUGGAGGGUCUGGCUUGCGCAGUUGUUGGGUGGUGCCAAACUGAUUGUGUUGGUGAUGAUCAUUGCCAACAUCAAUAUUUGGGAGUGGCUUGGGCAAGAAAUCCCCACCUGGUGGAACUGGUUCCUCAACAAUAAAAUCUAUGGCUGUAUGAUGGUGUUCUUCCUUUGCAAUGCUUUAGAAGGACAGCUCAUCUCCACAGGCGCUUUUGAAAUAUCCUUUAAUGAUGUUCCUGUUUGGUCCAAGUUAGAGACAGGCCGAAUACCUCAGCCUCCAGAACUCUUCCAAAUUAUUGAUAAUCAUGUGAGAUUUAACCAAAAUUCAAAUUCCUGGAGUGAUAACAUCUAACUCUAUGUUUCUAAGAAGUGGAGAGGGAUUUACACCAAAAGCCUUGGAUGUCUUAGUCUCAAUAUAUUAGUCAAGUUAUCAGUUAUACAAAAAGACUGUGUUGUAACAUGUCCCCCUUUUUUUUUUCUGUAUCCAAGGCUGGGGCUUUGGGCCACAGUGGUUGUAGCUUCCUGUCAAUACAUGUACCUUACGUGAUGAAGACAUUAUAAAGCUAUAGAAUGAAGGACAGCAGUGUCGCCUGUGCUGCCUGGACCUUCAUAUGCAAUUGCAUCCGAAUGGCCUGAAAAUCACCCAAGUCUUCCAUUACUGCUCGUCUCUCCUGAUAAUGAAGGUUCGAGUUGAAACCACACAUUGUGGGGACUCGAGCUGGAUGUCCUUUUUGCCUGCAGGAAAAACUAGUAGUAGGUUAGACUGUGCGGUGGUUUGGCGGCUGUUUGGGUCAUCCUCCUGAUGUGCCAUUUAGAGUGUUAUCUUUAGGAUUUUCUUUUAUUGAUUUAAUUUAAUGUUCUUAUUCUUAAAGGAAAAACUUGUGCAAUAGAAGUAGUGGAGAGAUCCUUGUGCAAUAAGGAUAAUAUUGAUUACAUUUUUUAAAGAAUCAAAAUUAAAAUACCAAAUUAGGAUAGAACAUAUCUAGGUGGCACAGUUUUAUACUCUUUGUGUGAGAAUAAGUGUUUUAAUGUCAUAUAAUGUACUAUAUAUAUGAGGAAUGAACAUAGAUAUUUUUAGGGGGGGGGUAGGGAAUGUAUUGUAAUGCAAAAGAAAAACCUCAGUAUGUGUAUGUGUGCAUUUGUGUAUGAUUGUAAUGAAUGUAGUUCUAUACUGUGACUUAAUUACACAAAUAUUAGGUGCAGAAACCAGUUCGUGUCAUCUAGUUCACCUGUAACUCGGAAAACAUUCCUGUGUGUUAAGUUUGUGGUCACAGAACAUUUGAUUUAAAAACAAACAAAUAUUGAAACCUUAAGAGAAAUUGGUGCAUUGAAUCGGGUUACUUGUGUCCUUGUAAACCUCGGAAUUCUUGCAUCAACGUGAAUAAAGAAGGAGUUAAUAAAAA
Penaeus chinensis is the source of this 1662-nucleotide messenger RNA. RefSeq names its product thioredoxin reductase-like selenoprotein T homolog CG3887 (gene SelT). Gene Ontology annotation, cellular component: endoplasmic reticulum membrane. Gene Ontology annotation, molecular function: thioredoxin-disulfide reductase (NADPH) activity. Gene Ontology annotation, biological process: cell redox homeostasis. Lineage: Eukaryota; Metazoa; Arthropoda; Malacostraca; Decapoda; Penaeidae. The transcript is spliced from 5 exons. The record is from RefSeq and is a predicted model, not a curated record.